Molecule: messenger RNA, 1851 nt
Organism: Prunus avium (sweet cherry)
Lineage: Eukaryota; Viridiplantae; Streptophyta; Magnoliopsida; Rosales; Rosaceae
Source: RefSeq, a predicted model, not a curated record
AUGGUCAUCAAAACCUUGAAUUUGGAGCACGAGUGUUCAAGGGAUCAGAGAAAUUAUUGGCUGAAUUCUACUUUUUUUGCUCAAAGGUAUGCAAAUGAGUUAAGGGCUGAUCCGGAUUGGUCAGUUCCUGGAUUUACAGCUGCAAUUCAGAGAGAUUUUGGCUUGGAGCCGAGUAUGCAACAAAUAUAUAGAGCUAAGCUGAAGGCAACGAAGUUAAACAAAGGUAGUUUUGUUGAGCAAUUCCACAAGCUGCACGAUUACUGUGAGGAAUUGAAGAGGGCAAAUCCAAGAAGCACAGUUUUGCUUAAAACUGAGUUGGAUGGUGAUCAAAGAAGGUUUCAUAGGCUGUAUAUUUGUUUGGAAGCAUGCAAGACUGGAUUUUUGCAAGGUUGUAGGCCUGUAAUUGGUAUGGAUGGGUGUUUCAUUAAGGGACCACAUCCUGGUCAGUUAUUGGCAGCAGUAGGGAUUGAUGGGAACAAUGGAAUGUUCCCGCUAGCUUAUGCUGUUGUAGAGAUAGAGAAUAAAGAGACAUGGGACUGGUUCAUAAGAAAUCUGAUGGCGGACUUAGCCAUUGAAAAUGGACAUGGUUAUGCUUUCAUUUCAGAUAAACAAAAGGGUUUAGGACUUGCCCUUGGUGAUUUACUUCCCAAUGCAGAACAUAGGCAUUGUGUCCGUCAUUUUUACAACAAUUUCAAGACUUCACAUAGUGGCCUGACAUUGAAACAACUUAUGUGGGAUGCAGCUAGGGCAACAACAAUCCCUUGGUGGCAAUGCCAUAUGGAGAGGAUGAAGCAAGAGAGUGAAGUUGCUUGGAAGUGGUUGCACCCAAAAUCUGCAGUUCAUUGGAGUAGAUCACACUUUAGAACCCAGUAUAAGUGUGAUAUUUUGCUGAAUAAUCUUUGUGAGGCUUUCAAUUCUUCAAUAUUAAAGGCAAGGGACAAGCCAAUUCUUUCAAUGCUUGAGGGUAUAAGGACAAAUCUCAUGGUGAGGAUGGCAAACAGGAGGGUUGCAGCUUGGAAGUGGAAAAGGCAUGUUGGUCCAAGGAUUGAACAAAUUAUGGAGAAGAACAAGCUGGAGGCUGGUUAUUGUAUUCCUACUUUGUCUGGGGAUAUGAAGUAUCAAGUCACAAAUAUGCAUGGGGGGCAAUUUGCAGUGGAUCUUGCAAUAAAAACAUGCUCAUGUAGGAGAUGGGAUCUUUGUGGGCUCCCAUGUCCACAUGCAAUCAGUUGCAUUCUUAGAAGGAAGCAUGACCCUUACUCAUAUGUAGAUGAGUGCUACAAAAGGGAAGCUUAUCUUAAGUGCUAUAACCCUAUUAUUUCUCCAGUGCCUAGCAUGGAUCAGUGGCUAAGCACUGGUCCUCACCCAUUGUUGCCUCCUCUAUUUAAGAAGCAAACUGGGAGGCCAAGAAAGAAAAGGGCUAGGGAGCAGGGUGAUCCACCAGCUGCAACCAAAGGAAACAAACUAUCUAAGUGGGUUCAUGACAAAUUUAGUUGCAGCAAAUGUGGCCAAGCUGGCCAUAAUAAGAAAACAUGUGGCAAAUCAACAAGUCAACAGCCUCCAAGUGCCCAAGUGGUCCCUAAACCUAGACAAAGGAAACCAAAACUUAAGGUGGCAAGAGGAGGGAGGAAAAUACAGCAAUCAAGGUCAAACUCUAAUGCUCCAACGGGAACAAGUAUUUCACAACCUUCUCUAGCAGUUGUCAGGUUUUCACAACCCUCUCCAGCACCUCAAGUGGCAUCACAACCUCCUACUGCACACAAUUCUUCAUCCCAGCAAGCCUCAACAUCACAAACUGUCCAAAGAAGGAAAUUAAAGUCUCCAGCAAAGAAAGGAAGGCCAUGGAGAGUUUGA